GUUGGAAGUUACACAUACGGAUACUCAUAGUUCACAAUGGCGUUGCUAGGGGAUACCCGGUUCCAGCUGCCGCAAACCAUUGAAGCUGCUAAGCUUCUCGAACCAGACGAACCUUAAAGAUGGCUUCACACACUUCGUGUCCCAACCAGCUGAGCAAACUGCAGUGCUCCUAUCAUCCUGAGGCAAAUUUGAUUGACGAUUACCAUACCGGAGAUAUGAUCUGUGGCGACUGUGGACUUGUUGUCGGUGAUCGGAUUAUAGACUUAUCGAACGAAUGGCGCACGUUUAGCGAUGAAAAGAGCCGGUCGGAUCCAUGCCGUGUCGGUAGUACGGAUCCGUUCUUGGAGGAGAGUGAUCUGCCAACGAUUUUACAGUGCCCUCAGGGCGAGCGUUUUAAUGAUCACACGCACACCAAAUUCUACAAAAUGCACACCAACAAUUCCAAAUUAGUGUCCGGCUUCGCCGAAAUAUCCACCAUGGCCGACCGUAUCAAUGCACUGAAAUCGAUCACCAAUCAUGCGAAAAACAUCUUCAAGCGUGUGCAGCAAAUUAAGGAACUGCGCCACCGGUCGAUAGACGCCAAGGCAACGGCCAGCCUAUACAUCGCCUGCCGUCAGGAAGGCGUUGCCCGAUCGUUCAAGGAACUGUGUGCGGUAAGCUCGGUCAGCAAGAAGGAGAUCGGUCGUUGCUUUAAGCUGAUCGUCAAGACUCUUGCCACCUCGCUCGACCUAAUCACGUCGGACGAUUUUAUGUCACGGUUCUGCACGAAUCUACGUCUUCCAAUGGUGGUACAACAGUCGGCAACGCAUAUUGCACAAACUGCCUACCAACUGGACAUCGUGUCGGGACUGUCGCCAAUCUCCGUGGCGGCUGCCGCCAUCUACAUGGCAUCGCAAGCAUCAGAAUCGAUGAUAAGCAACAAAAACAUUGCGGAGAUUGCUGGUGUGGCGGAGCUGACUUUACGGAAGGUUUACAAGCUGAUGCUUCCUUACGCCGAGGAGCUGUUUCCGAAGGAUUUUAACUAUUUCAGACACAUCAACAUGUUGCCACGGUCGUAAAGCAAAGGCCCAUUUAGCUCGGCUUCUUUCAGCGAUUGAUCUACGCCAGUCGUUUAGUCGUAUUAAAUAAUUUAUUUUCAUACAUUAGGUUUCAUUUUCCAUACCCUUCUUCUAGACCAUGCUUGAAUAGACGUACCGAAGGCUUUGAAAGGAUUUGAAUUAAACACUUCGUUAGCGACACUCGCUCAAUGUUUAUUUCGAACCCCUCAAACUCCCAGCUGUACUAGAGCAUUUUUGUACAACAUAUCAUCAUGACAAGUACUUUGUUUCCAUAACUAUUUAUAUAUAUAAUACUUUCCAGUUACAUACCACCCUGUGGACCCAAUCGGCCCUCCCCCUUUCCUAUCUGCCCCUUAAUCUUCGCAUCUUCACACCCAAACUGUUUGAGUGCUCAUUCCUGCCUAUAUAGUAUAGUUUCGUCCAUUCAUUCAUGCUAUCGUAAGUCUGCACCAUUUAGCGGAAGUUUUUGAGGGUAUAAAUGUGCCUUUCCUUUAUACGGCGGCUAGGGUUCUUUUUUUUCCAAGAGAUUUCAUCGUCCGCUCUCUACGUUUCCCUUUCUUUGCCUCAUCUUAUAGUUUACGGUUCUAAAAAUUAUUAUCAAACAAGUUAUAUCCACGCCUUGAAGUUCCUUUGUCCAAGGCAGACAAACGCAGACUUUGGUGUGGUACUGAUUAAGAUAUUCAAGAUACUCGUCCGGUUUGUGAUUCAACUGCUAUAAUUCAAAAGAACUAUGAACUAAGAAUGCUGAUGAGAUGUCGAUAAAUAACAUAGACUCUCUACGGGAUAAGUUAGUGGUCUGGAUACAUUCAACUUGAGCUAAUGUGGGGUUUUGUGUGGUAACAAUCGCGUGCAAACGUAUGAAAACAUUUCAAUAUUCUGCAUCAUCUAGGUCGUCCGCCAUUAUAAACGCUACUCCUGAGGGGAUAACUUAAAGACCGCGCCCUGGGCUAACGGUUAGGUCCAGUACCCGCUACAUCUCUAAAAGGGGGUUGUUGCUUACCCUUUGCUGUAGGAGUGUUUGGUUGAUAUUUUUGUAUGGUUUUAUAAACCAGAUGCCUUGUAGGGAAAAGGAAUGGGUCGCAUACCGCGCUUGAUACAACCCAUAAGUACAUAUUGCUUGAUUUGCUGUGUAGUGUAA
Molecule: messenger RNA, 2196 nt
Organism: Anopheles stephensi (Asian malaria mosquito)
Lineage: Eukaryota; Metazoa; Arthropoda; Insecta; Diptera; Culicidae
Product: transcription initiation factor IIB-like
Exons: 4
Coding region: 120-1058 (312 amino acids)
Biological process (GO): transcription preinitiation complex assembly; transcription initiation at RNA polymerase II promoter
Cellular component (GO): nucleus; transcription preinitiation complex
Molecular function (GO): TBP-class protein binding; RNA polymerase II general transcription initiation factor activity
Source: RefSeq, a predicted model, not a curated record